This is a messenger RNA of Sphaerulina musiva SO2202, 1557 nucleotides long. RefSeq lists its product as uncharacterized. Gene Ontology annotation, biological process: ubiquitin-dependent endocytosis. Gene Ontology annotation, molecular function: protein-macromolecule adaptor activity; ubiquitin protein ligase binding. Gene Ontology annotation, cellular component: plasma membrane; cytosol; cytoplasm. The coding region runs from base 1 to 1557 and encodes 518 amino acids. The record is from RefSeq and is a predicted model, not a curated record. The transcript has 3 exons. Lineage: Eukaryota; Fungi; Ascomycota; Dothideomycetes; Mycosphaerellales; Mycosphaerellaceae.
AUGUUCGUGCGUGUCGUCCUGGACCAGCCGGCCAAUGUGGCUUAUACCAACCUGGACAUUAUUUCCGGCCAAGUCGUGAUUCGAACGCCCAAAAGCGAGAAUGUCAACUCGGUCGUCGUCAAGCUCGAAGGGGAGAGCCGGACGAGGCUGAUGAGUGCGCCUGGUCCGAACGGGGAGAGGCCCAAGCCGAUGAUCGAGUAUCACAAGCUGUUGUAUAAAGUGCAGAUGGUGUUUCCUGACGCCCAUGCGGCAGAAGGACGAAGUACAAUGACGAUGGGCAGGACGGCCUAUGGCCUGCCGCCUGGCGAACACAUGUACCCCUUUUCUUUCAAGAUCCCAUUCAACAACAACUGCACCGCGAACGGCCUGCAGCAGCCAAAGAUUGUGGGCAUGGAAAUCGCAAGACCUGCGACUCGGCAUGUCAAGAAGACGCUGCCGCCCACGCUGAGCGGAUUCCCGGGCGAGGCAGAAAUCAGAUACUAUGUCAAAUGCACAGUCAACCGGCACGGCUUUCUGAAGGAGAAUGCCCGAACCCAAGUACCCUUCAAUUUCUUUCCGAUUGAGAACCCUCGCCCACCCGUGACGGGAUCGGAAAGCUUUGCUCGUCAGAAGCAUAUGUUCGACGGCUUUCCCGGCCCUAUGAAUGAGAGUGCCAAAGAAAAGAUGAAAGGGAUAUUCGGCAAGAAGUCGAGUAGCACGCCCAAUUCGCCACUGGUAGCGGGUGGCCCGCCGCUGGUCAGCAUCGACGCACGCCUCCCCGAGCCUGCCAUCCUGACCUGCAACCAAGACAUUCCUCUUCGACUGAUAUUCAAGAAGCUGAGUGAGGUCGGCGACCAGGUCUUCAUGAACUCAUUGCAAAUCUCCCUGAUUGGUUACACCAAAAUUCGCGCGCACGAAGUCUAUCGGACGGAAAGCAACAGCUGGAUCAUAUGCAGCACCAGCAAUACCAACGUACCACUCGGUAGUCCAUCAGACCCCGUGGAUGCGGAGAGCAUUCUUGAUGAUCGUUUCUGGCGAGGUCCCGGGCAUACCCUACCCAACACAGUCGCUCCGUCCUUUGAAAUCUGUAACAUUGAACGAUCGUACCAACUUGACAUUCGUAUUGGGUUGAGCUACGGCAAUCGAGACGCGAAGGUACGCAUUGGGCAGUGGCGAACGGUGCCACAACAGGUCGUUCUGCCUCUCCGCAUGGACUGUCAAAUCUAUUCUGGUAUAGCGCCACCAGCGGAAGUGAUUGCGCGCAUGGCAGAGGCGAAUUCGGGAAUACUCCAUGGACGAAAACAAGAUAAGAUCUGGAAUCAGGGGAGAAUGGACACUGAUUUCGGAUCUAAUCAAAUACCGCCCACUCCGUUCGAUGCUUCAGCUGCACCAUGGCCUUCACAUGCCCACGCUGGUAGUAGUGCUGUCCCGCAAUACGACGAAGCGCCUCCACCGAGUUAUGAGGAUGCCAUCGCUGAUCGAUCGGGGCCUGUCACUGCACCACGGCCGACGUACGCGCCUCCUGCGCAGGUAGAGGAUCCCUUAUUAGGUGGCGAUGAGAAGAAGGGCUGGCAUUAG